Alosa sapidissima (American shad) is the source of this 2547-nucleotide messenger RNA. RefSeq names its product protocadherin beta-15-like. Gene Ontology annotation, cellular component: plasma membrane. The transcript has a single exon. NCBI's taxonomy places the organism in Eukaryota, Metazoa, Chordata, Actinopteri, Clupeiformes, Clupeidae. Bases 85 to 2547 code for a protein of 820 amino acids. Gene Ontology annotation, biological process: homophilic cell-cell adhesion. The record is from RefSeq and is a predicted model, not a curated record. Gene Ontology annotation, molecular function: calcium ion binding.
ACAAAGACAUCUUAUGUUAUAUGUUACGUUUAAAUACAUUGGUAUAGAUUUUGUUUGCUUCUGAACGGGAGGACUACGGAGAAAAUGUUUUGUGAUAGCAUGAUGAAGAAAUACGAAAGGAAUAUUCAUUUUCGUACGGUGUUCUGGAUUACGUGUGUUGCAGUGUUUUUUCGCACUUGUAAUGGCGAUCUGAGCUAUUCUGUGCCAGAAGAAAUGAAGAAAGGGACGGUGUUUGGCAAUAUAGCAAAGGAUCUGGGUCUCGGUACUAAAGGACUAUCGGAUCGCAAAGCUCGAAUAGACAUAGAAGGGAAUGGCAAACGUUUUUGCGAUCUUCAGGGAGGCGAACUGGUUAUUGCAGAGAGAAUAGACCGCGAGGAGCUCUGUGGUUCGAAACCAUCAUGUACAUUAAAUUACGAGUUAGUUUUGGAGAACCCGUUUGAGUUGCAUCAAAUUAUUCUACAGAUUGAGGAUAUAAAUGACAACUCACCUCGCUUUCCGAAAAAUGAAAUCAAACUGGAAAUCAGGGAAUCUGCCGAUAAGGGUGAACGUUUCCGUUUGGAUGAAGCGCAUGAUUCCGACGUGGGGCGAAACGGAUUACAGGCCUAUUCCUUGGAGAACAAUGAUUAUUUUAUCUUAGCAGUGAAUUCUCAUUUGAAUGGACGAAAGUAUAGCGAAUUGGUUUUACAGAAAGAACUUGACCGGGAGCAGCAGCAGGAGGUGACAUUGUUGCUUACUGCUAGUGAUGGAGGAUCUCCACAAAGGUCUGGAACAGCAGUCAUACGUGUUAUUGUGCUUGAUGCAAAUGAUAAUCAUCCAGUAUUCGGUGAAACCGUUUAUAAAACCAGUCUACCCGAAAACUCUCCUGUAGGCACAGUGGUUGUGACUGUAAGUGCUACAGAUGCAGAUGAAGGAGCAAAUGGAGAAGUCACCUAUGAAUUUAGUCAUAUAUCUGACAAAGCAGCUAGACUGUUCUCUAUUGAUGAAGUAACAGGAGAAGUAAAAGUCAUUGGAACAAUAGACUAUGAGGACAAGUCUGAGUAUGAGUUAUGGGUCCAGGCAAAGGAUGGUGCAGGGUUGGCCUCUAAUGCCAAAGUUGAUAUAGAGAUCACAGAUGUAAAUGACAAUGCACCUGUGAUAUCUAUUAAAUCACUUAAUGUGCCUAUUCCUGAGAAUGUAGCUCCUGGGACAGAAAUAGGGAUAAUUAAUGUUCAGGAUAAAGAUACAGGGGGAAACAGACAGGUUCGGUGUUCCAUUCAGCAGAAUGUUCCAUUUAAAUUAAAUCCCUCAUUUAAAAACUACUACACACUAGUUACUACAGCUGAAUUAGACCGUGAACUUGCAGGUGAUUAUAAUGUAACAAUUAUCGCUACAGAUGAAGGCUCUCCCCCACUCUCUUCUACUAAGACAAUACACCUUUUUGUAUCUGAUGUAAAUGAUAACCCUCCUGUAUUUGCAGAGCAGUCCUACAGUGCAUAUGUGACUGAGAAUAACAAGCCUGGCUCCUCUGUCUGUUCUGUUACUGCGAGAGACCCAGACUGGAGACAGAAUGGCACAGUGUUCUACUCUCUGUUGCCCAGUGAGGUCAAUGGUGUUCUGGUCUCCUCAUAUGUAUCUAUUAAUGGAGACACAGGGGUGAUCCAUGCUUUGAGGGCCUUUGACUAUGAGCAGUUCAGAAGCUUCAAAGUUCAGGUUGUAGCCAGAGACAAUGGUUCUCCUCCACUCAGCAGCAACGUGACUGUGAGUGUGUUCAUAACAGAUGAGAAUGAUAACUCUCCUCAGAUAUUAUACCCUACUCCAGAAGGACUGAGGACCAACUCCUUCAUGACUGAGAUGGUUCCUAAAGCUGCUCUUUCUGGCUCGCUGGUCUCCAAAGUGAUCGCUGUUGAUGCUGACUCUGGACAGAACGCGUGGCUGUCGUAUCAGAUCGUGAAGUCGACUGAUCCGGGACUUUUCACUAUUGGUCUCCACAGUGGAGAGAUCAGGGCUCAGAGGGACAUUUCUGAAUCUGACAGCAUGAAGCAGAACCUUGUGAUCUCAGUGAAAGAUAACGGACAGCCCUCUCUCUCUACAACCUGUGCCGUAUAUUUACUCAUCUCUGAUAACUUGGCUGAAGUUCCUGAACUGAAAGACAUGUCUUAUGAGGAGAGCAAUUCUAAACUCACAUCUUAUCUGAUCAUUGCUCUGGUGUCUGUUUCCACAUUUUUCCUCACUUUCAUCAUUCUCAUUGUGGCCAUAAGGAUUUGCCACAGGAGAAAGCCCAGACUGCUGUUUGAUGGAGCAGUAGCCAUUCCCAGUGCAUAUUUACCUCCCAACUAUGCAGAUGUUGAUGGAACUGGAACUCUCCGUAGUGCUUAUAACUAUGAUGCCUAUAUGACCACAGGGUCACGUACCAGUGACUUCAAGUUUGUAACAUCCUACAAUGACAACACUCUGCCUUCUGGCACCACUCUGAAGAGGAGUCCAGGAGACAACAUUGACUGUCUGAACUUCUCUUCCCUUGACUUCACUGAGAAUGGAUCUAAAUGCUCCACUCUGGUAAAUAAUUGA